AGAGUCAAGAGACUCAAGAGUGUCUGCACUGCAUGCACUAAUACCACAGUGUAUCUUCCACUCCCAAUCUCAUACACCAACGCCGCUCCCUAAAUCUUCUCCUCAUUCUCUGCUCUGUUUCCAUUUGUCCCAAUUUUCUAAUCUCUCUUUCUUUCCACACCCAAUUUUCCAUUUCCAUUAUUUUCCUUUAAUCCAAAAUUCAGGUUAAAAAAAAACACCAUUUUUCCAUUAUCUUCUUCCAUGAAUCUCAAACACCAAACUCAUUCUCUGUUAAAAAUCUCAACAUUUUGUCUCCAACCCAUUUCAGCAAAGCAACUAGUUUCUUCAAAGAUCUGAUUUUUAUCAUUCUUGAAGUGAAGUUUCUGCAAAAAAAUUCUCUCACAUUGUCUUCAUCUGCAGAGUCACCACAACACAAUGUUGAACAAUUCAUGGCCGUUUUGUGCUGUGUAAGCUAUAAAGUUUCUCUCUUUUUCACUCAUUGUUGCAUUCUAGCUUCACUAGCUGUGUCCCUUUUUGAUAGAUUUUUAUUGGGUUUUAUUUAAUUUUGAUUUAACAUAUGAGAUCUUGAUGAGGGUUGCAAAAAAUUUCCUUGCAAUUCUCACAUUGCCAUUGUUACUUUCAUUUCAAUUUUCAAUUGCUCAGGUUCCAUUUGAUGAUGAUAUUUCAUCAAGAGCCCUUGAUUCGGUUCUUCAAGUUCACGCCUUUAAGGCGUUUUCUAGACCUAAAACUGGUGUACCUUAUGAUGCUCAAUUGCCCAAUAACCUAACUGGUGUUAAAGUUUCAGCAUUGAGGCUUAGAAGUGGUAGUUUAAGAACAAGAGGUGUUCAAUCCUACAAAGAAUUUCAGAUCCCAACUGGGGUUGUUGAACAGCCUUAUGUAGAGAGGCUUGUUUUUGUUUAUCAUAAUUUAGGAAAUUGGUCUGAAAAAUUUUACCCUUUACCUGGUUACACAUAUUUAGCACCUGUUUUAGGUUUAUUGUCAUAUAGUGGUGUUGAUUUGUCUGCUAAUGAGUUACCUGAGUUGGAUAUAAGAGCUUCUGAUAAACCGAUUUUGAUUAAGUUCAAUGAUGUGAAAUCAGCACCAUAUGGUUCAGUUCCUAAGUGUGUGUAUUUUGAUCUACAUGGUUCAGUGCAAUUUGAUAUUUUACUACCUGAUAAUGUGUGUUCAACAGUGCAACAAGGGCACUUCUCGAUUGUUGUCGAGUCUAUUGCACCGACUCCGGCGCCUGCUGCUGUUGCUGCUACUAUUGGUGAAAGUGGUAGGAAGAAAAAGUCUAAGGUUUGGAUAAUUGUUGGAUCUUUGGUUGGUGGAUGCAUAUUGUUGAUUAUAUUGAGUUUAUUGGUUGUUAGAUUGAUAAAGAUCAAAAAAGGGAUGAAGAUACAGGAAUUGGAAUGGACUGCUGAUAGUAAUGAAACUUUGCAGAUGACAUCUAUUGGAGGAACCAAAGCACCAUUAGCAAUUGGGACUAGAACAAGACCAAUAAUAGAAAAUGAUUACAUUCCUUAGAUUUUGAAAUUGAUUAUUGUUGAAUGAACUAAUUUUUUCUUGCUUGUGUGACAUGGCAUUGUAAUUUUUCUGUUCAUAACGGAUGAACUAAAAUGCUUCCUGUGACUAUUUCUAGAAAUUUAGUUUACUUGGUUUCAA
Trifolium pratense (red clover) is the source of this 1644-nucleotide messenger RNA. RefSeq lists its product as uncharacterized. Bases 568 to 1506 code for a protein of 312 amino acids. The record is from RefSeq and is a predicted model, not a curated record. The transcript has a single exon. Lineage: Eukaryota; Viridiplantae; Streptophyta; Magnoliopsida; Fabales; Fabaceae. Gene Ontology annotation, cellular component: membrane.